AUGAUUAGGCAAGAUACUGACAAUUUUGAGGGAAUGGUUGGCCCUGAAGCAUAUGCGCCUGCGCGGGAUUCAGGUGGGAGAGAGCGUGGGCAUUCGGUACGGGACCGCCAGGACCAGCCGUCCCAGCGCCCGGGGGCAUCCCACCCAUCAUCGGACCAGCCUGGCUCACUUGAGGUCCUCCCGGCGCCGAUACACCAGGGUGCAUUUGCUGUACCAUUCCGGGUCCCGGGUGUCCACUUGGAUGUUGGCCGGCCAUUGGGUGACCCGGGGGGAAUCCAUGCUGCGGCAUGCCUUGGUGGGCAGGGAACGGCUGCGUCAUCAUCAUUGCUGAGCAACGAAGUCACCACUAAGGGGAGACUUCCAAACAGAUCGCGACAGUGA
Molecule: messenger RNA, 381 nt
Organism: Penicillium canescens
Lineage: Eukaryota; Fungi; Ascomycota; Eurotiomycetes; Eurotiales; Aspergillaceae
Exons: 1
Coding region: 1-381 (126 amino acids)
Source: RefSeq, a predicted model, not a curated record